AUGUCCCGGCGCGGGAGGCAGAGACGGGACCGGUGCGGCAGCGGCGGUAACCGGGCAGCGCCGACACCCGCGAACCGCUCGGUACCGGCGGGAGGCGGCGAAGGGGCGGCCGCCCGCGCGGGGGCUGCCGGGAAGGGUAGUCCGCCCGCGCGGGGGCCGGCGGGAGCCGUAGGCCGGGCCUGCGCGGCGGCGGGCGCGGGGGCUGCCGGGAGCGGCGGCCCGGGAGGGCGGGGCCGCGGGAGGGCGGGGCCGGGCCGGCGGUGGCGGCGGCGGCGGCGGGAGCGGAGCGUGGAGCUUAGCUGCUCUGAGGGGUUCAAUCCCGAGGGCUCCCUGCAAGGCGUGACACAGCGUGUGCUCUCCCGCAGGCACGGCAUGGCGGCGAGCACAGGCAGCAGCGGCGGUGGGACGGCGGCGGCGGCGGCGACGGGGGAGCCGGCGCACGCCGUGUUGCUGCUGCGGGGGCUGAGCGCGCUGCGAGCGGAGCGGAGCCUGCUGGACGUGACGGUGGUGGCGGGCGGCCGGGAGUUUGGGGCGCACCGUGCCGUCCUGGCCGCCGCCUCCGGCUACUUCCGUGCCAUGUUUGGCGGGGCGCUGCGGGAGGCGCGGGCCGAGCGGGUGCGGCUGCACGGCGUGGAGCCCGAGUGCCUGGCGCGCCUCCUCGACUUCGCCUACACUGGCCGGGUGGGCGGGCUGGGCCCCGACAUCGCCGAGCGCCUGCUGCGCGCCGCCGACCUGCUGCAGUUCCCUGCCGUCAAGGAGGCCUGCGGCGCCUGGCUGGCACGCCAGCUGGAGCCUGCCAACGCCCUGGACAUGCAGGACUUCGCCGAGGCCUUCGCCUGCCCGGCGCUGGCAGCUGCCGCCCACCGCUUCGUCCUGCGGCACGUGGGCGAGCUGGGCGCCCAGCUGGAGCGGCUGCCACUGCCGCGCCUCCUCUCCUACCUGCGGGACGACGGGCUCUGCGUCCCCAAGGAGGAGGCCGCCUUCCAGCUGGCGCUGCGCUGGGUGCGCGCUGACCCCGCCGCCCGCGCCCCGCUGCUGCCCCAGCUCCUGGCCCACGUCCGCCUGCCCUUCGUGCGGCGCUUCUACCUGCUGGCCCACGUGGAGGGCGAGCCGCUGGUGGCCCGCUGCCCACCCUGCCUGCGCCUUCUGCGCGAGGCCCGCGACUUCCAGGCCGCCCGCCUCGACCGCCACGACCGCGGACCCUGCGCCCGCAUGCGCCCCCGGCCCUCCACCGGCCUGGCCGAGAUCCUCGUCCUCGUCGGCGGCUGCGACCGUGACUGCGACGAGCUCGUCACUGUCGACUGCUACAACCCACGCACCGGCCACUGGCGCUACCUGGCCGAGUUCCCCGAGCACCUGGGCGGGGGCUACAGUGUCGCCGCACUGGGCAACGACAUCUAUGUCACUGGAGGGUCGGACGGGUCCAGGCUGUACGACUGUGUGUGGAGGUACAAUUCCAGCGUGAACGAGUGGACGGAGGUAUCUCCCAUGCUGAAAGCCAGAGAAUACCACAGCUCCACGGUCCUGGACGGGCUGCUGUACGUGAUCGCCUCCGACAGCACGGAGCGCUACGACCACUCGGUGGACAGCUGGGAGGCUCUGCAGCCCAUGCUCUACCCCAUGGACAACUGCUCCACCACCUCGUGCCGCGGCAAGCUGUUCGCCAUAGGCUCCCUGGCUGGCAAGGAGUCCAUGGUUAUGCAGUGCUACGACCCCGACAGCGACCUCUGGUCCCUCGUGAACUGCGGCCACCUGCCUCCCUGGUCCUUCGCCCCAAAGACCGUCACUCUCAAUGGCCUCAUGUACUUCAUAAGAGACGACUCAGCUGAGGUGGAUGUUUACAAUCCAGCGAAGAAUGAAUGGGAUAAAAUCCCUGCCAUGCUUCAGGUGCACGUCGGGGGGAGCGUGGCCGUGCUCGGCGGGAAGCUCUACGUCUCUGGUGGCUACGAUAACACGUUUGAACUCUCAGACGUCCUGGAAGCCUACGACCCCGAGACACGCACGUGGAGCGUGGUGGGCCGACUCCCUGAGCCCAUCUUCUGGCACGGCAGCGUCAGCAUAUUCCGACAGUUCAUGCCGGAAACCACGCAGGAGGAUGACGGCAUCACGCUGGAUAACACCAUCAACUUAAACAGGCAGCGCCAAAACCUUCACAACCAGAACCUUAAUGAGCUUCGUUAGCAGGGGAGGACGCUGCGCCCCUGGCUCGAGGCAAGUUCGUUAUCCAGAACCAGUGUUCCUUUGAGAGAAGGCAGAGGCAAACGGGUGCUUGGAAGCAAAAACGUACUGAUCAUAGAGGGAGUGAAAACUCUGAAUGUUUGAGGUGCUGUUGCAGGACUGCAGGCGGCAGACGGCGAGGCCUCGCUGCAGCGUCCCUCGGCCCUUCUCUGGGGCGGGAGAAGGUGCCGCGCUGCCCGCAGAGGAGACCCGAGGGGUGAACUCUGAGGGAAGCAACCACGUUGAACAGCACCGCAGCAUCGAGCUUAUGGCUUUUGGUCAGAUGCCUUUCACUGGGAGCUCCUUCACCCCAUAACGCUUCAUUUGCCACCAAACUCCUUUCUACGGUUUCUUUUUCAGGAAGGGUCUGUCUGGUAGGACGGUGGUCUGGCUUCGGAGGAAGGCAGACCUCCUGUGCACAUCUUCCUCUGCAUGGUCAGAGGAGGGGAAAGGGCCUUCCCGCAAGAGCUGGAGGUCUGCGAGGGCUGAGAGGUUAACAGGAGAACGUGGCCCUUCCUGCCCUGUCGCUGUGGUCCUCGGUUCCCUCUCGUGCCUUCGGGAGGAACAGAGGCCCUGUGGCAGGGAUCUCACCGAGGCUGGGUUAUGAAGCUUCACCUCUCCCUUUGUCUGAACUUCAGUUCUUCCCAUGUUUUGGUGGUGGUUCUUUUUUUUUGAAAUUGCAGCAUUUAAACUUUUGCAGGUGUUUGUUUUCCAACCCCUCCUUCCUUCAAAGAAGAAACACCCUUAUCUGUCUCUUAAUCACAUUCUCAACUAGAUGGUUUCAUUUCUGAUCACCCCGGCUGCGCCCUCCUUUAAGGCGAAGAGGAGAAGCGAGUGCCCCUCUUAGCUGGCCCGAGGAGUGACUCCUGGGGCUGGCCGCUGCUGCCCUCGGGGAGGAGCCGUUCUCCCUUCCCGGUGGCACCCGGCUUGGCGAUAGCGGGGCUGAACUAGGCAGAAAAAGCUGCUGCUUGUGGCGAGGGCUGUUGCCGCCAGUUCUCCUGUGCCGCGCUCUCGGCCGGCGCGCUGGCUUGGGCAGAUAGGCCCUGUGCAGCGAGUUCUUAUUUCUUCACCAUUUGGAAGGAGCCAAGUCAGCACUGUACAAUUUUGUGGGGGGAGGGGGGAACGAACUUCCCGGGAAAGGUGAGCACAGCUUCCUCAGGAGAUUCACCACACGCUUGCAGAACUGCUGGCAGCGUUUAGAUACCUUGAUGCAGAAAUUGCUUUUAAAUGCAUCGCCUUGCGUGAAGGAACCCACCGGACCUUUGGAGGGGCCUCGUGCCUGUCGCGCCUACAGUUUGCAGGAGCUCUCGGGAUCUGGGUGGUUGGAAAAUGCCGCUGAGGUGUUUUGGCGAAGGUGUAGGAGUUAGCCAGAGUGUUGCAGAUUGAAAGGUAGCUAUUUUAGGGGUGGUUUUAUUUUUUUCUUCUUUUUGUUUGGGGUUUGCUGGGUUUUUUUGGCCUCCAUAAGAUUUGCCUUUAUUCUUGCCCAAGUGACCUAGCUGGCUUGGGCCGUAUUUCCACUAUCUACCUUAGCUGAAGAGAAGCUGCCUGCAGUUUACUCAUGGAAUGUUUCUUGAACAAGCAAACAGCUAAAACCGCGGUAUGGCUCACCCAAAAACGAGCGUCGCACCUUCGGGAAACCUGUCACAUGUGACGAUGGCUGAAGCGUUGGCUGGAUGCAUUCGCUUUUUCCGUCUUUCGAAUUUAACCAAUAGGGAAAAAAUUUGAAUUUAAACUUAAUUCAGAGAUGGAAAGCCUUGACUGCACGCCUUCUGGCUUGCCCUUGGAUCGAGCAGCCUCAGAGCCCCAUCUCCACAGUAUCAGCUUUUUCCAGCUUUAAGAGACCUGGUUUUCCCCGAGUGCUAUUUGACGCCGCGCUCCUCAGCUGCGGAACUUGGGAAAGCCGCUCACGAGAUCUGCGCCGUUCUCCAAGUCUGAACCUUCGACAGUGCCUUGAAACUGCCGCACGGCGGGGUUUGAAACCCUCCCCGGCGCUGCUGCGGCUGGGGUGCGGCGGGCCCCCGCUUCGGCGGGGGAUCCAGGCGAGGGGGGUGCGCGAUGACCCGCGAGGCCACAGCAGCCCGUCCCCGCGGCGGCGUGCGGUGGCCGGGCGGAGACGGCGUGCGCUGCACAGCUGACCUCGCGUCGCAGACCUAAGUAUUUAUGCCGAACUAUAAAUAGUACGCACAUUCUGUCUCAUACUGUAGUGCUCGCUGCUGGACCUGCCACCCCCAAAUUCCCCAACCGGCUGAACAGUUACGGAUCUGUAUUUAUUUUUUGUAAAAUUCAUUGUGUCCAAAUCUUUGAGUACAGUUAAGUACCAUCCUUUGAAACAAAGGCAUUUUACAUUUACAGAUAAUGUAUUUUUAUUCUCGUAGUUUGUUUUUAAAUUUACUUGAGGCAGUCAAGUUAAAUAAAACCUGUUACACAGA
This is a messenger RNA of Phalacrocorax carbo (great cormorant), 4646 nucleotides long. The record is from RefSeq and is a predicted model, not a curated record. NCBI's taxonomy places the organism in Eukaryota, Metazoa, Chordata, Aves, Suliformes, Phalacrocoracidae.